AGAGAUAACACAACGAACUUGGUCAGCCAUGGCUUGCUCCACUCUACCCUCCUUCUCUCUCUCUUAUUCUUCCCAUAGGGCGGUGCAACUGAGAGUGGAAAACACAGUGGCUUCUUCCAACUGCUUUUUCAGAACGCAGGUAAUUUCAGGGGUGCAAAGGAACGGGAAAGGUCGGAGUGUCUGGCGGCGAAGGAAACUGACAAAGAAGGAUGACAUGUUGCGAUACAAAAUGGACAGAGUGCCUUUCCUGGAGGAACAAAUUCGGAAGGUAAAGGAUGGAGGACAGCUGAUGGGAAUGGACAUUGAGAGACUACUACUAUCAGAAGACAACCGGUUUGAAUUUGUGAAUGAAAUUGCCGCCGAGGCCAAUGAGUAUGUUGAGAACAACCGAGAUGAGUAUGGCGGUAAGAAGAAAGCCAUCCUUCAUGUGCUAAGUAACCGUGUGAAUGAUGCUGGGUUUUAUAGACCGGAGGCAUAUGAAGAAUCUGACCCCUUUAAACCAGGGCCAUCGUAUUUGAAAGAAUUUUACACUUGAUUCUGUGUUGUGCAUGUUUUGUAGUGCUAUUCUAGACCCUACAUUUUUAUAGUGCUUUUGUUUUAGAUCCAUCUUUGCAGUAUUUUUCUUCGCCCUGUUACACUUUCUUGGAUCGAAGAUUGGUUGGUUAUAUAACUGACCCGUUGAUCCAUCUCCUGAAAUGUGUCAUGAUUUUUGAACGA
This is a messenger RNA of Argentina anserina (silverweed cinquefoil), 717 nucleotides long. RefSeq names its product protein PLASTID TRANSCRIPTIONALLY ACTIVE 7. The coding region runs from base 29 to 535 and encodes 168 amino acids. The record is from RefSeq and is a predicted model, not a curated record. Gene Ontology annotation, biological process: plastid transcription. The transcript is spliced from 4 exons. Lineage: Eukaryota; Viridiplantae; Streptophyta; Magnoliopsida; Rosales; Rosaceae. Gene Ontology annotation, cellular component: plastid-encoded plastid RNA polymerase complex.